UUAUAAGCACGGUUGUAGAACGUUCCGAUCAUGACAUAGGGUAGAUUGUGGUUCCGAUACGUAUCGUUUCGUUCAUUACACUAUCAAAGCGAUUAUAAUGUUGUUUAUAAUCAUAUAUAUGUAUACAACAACCUGUUGUAUACAUAUAUGUUUACUGUUUACAGGUUAUUCCAAACUCAAGUUUUGUCAUUACUCAUUUUGUCCGAAUCUAUCCCUUGUGUCCGGAGUUUUAAGUCUAAAUUUUACAGUACUUUGCAUAAUUAGACUUAAAAAGUUAAAACUACAUUAUUCAGUUAUGUCUUUAUUAUCUGAUGAUAAGAUUUAUGCAAUUGAAAUGAAUUGGAGAGUAAACGCAAUAAGAAUGCCAAAAAUACUCAAAGGCCAUGAAGAUUAUAUAAUUACAUGCUUAGAAUUUUGUGGAGAUCUAGUUGUUAGUGGUUCUGAUGACAAUACACUUAAAGUUUGGUCAGUUCUAACUGGAAAGUGUUUGUAUACAUUGAUUGGGCAUACUGGUGGUGUGUGGUCAUCACAAAUGGCUGGUAAUAUAAUAAUUAGCGGUUCCACUGAUCGUACAUUGAAAGUCUGGAACGCAGAAACUGGUCAAUGUACACAUACAUUGUCUGGUCACACUUCAACAGUUCGUUGUUUGCAUUUACAUGAAAAUAAAGUUGUAAGUGGUUCAAGAGAUGCAUCACUCAGGUUAUGGAAUGUUAAUACUGGUGAGUGCUUGUCUAUAUUUCUUGGUCAUGAUGGUCCUGUCCGUUGUGUACAAUAUGAUGGGCGAUUAAUAGUUAGUGGUGCUUACGACCACCUGGUAAAAGUAUGGGAUGCAGAGAGUGAAAUUUGUUUACAUACAUUAUCUGGUCACACUAAUAGUGUAUAUUGUUUACAAUUUGAUAGUUAUCAUAUUGUAAGUGGAUCUUUAGAUAGUAAUAUAAAAGUAUGGGAUGUAGAGACUGGCACAUGUAAGCACACUUUAAUGGGACAUCAAUAUUUAACCUCUAGCAUGGAGCUAAGAGAUAAUAUCUUAGUGUCUGGAAAUGGAGAUUCUACAGUAAAAAUAUGGGAUAUACUUACUGGGAAAUGCUUACACACUUUGGCAGGGUCUGAUAAACAUAGUUCUGCAGUUACGUGUUUACAAUUCAACACUAAAUUUGUGUUAACUUCUUCUGAUGAUGGGACUGUGAAGUUAUGGGAUGUAAAAACUGGUGAAUUUAUUAGAGAUCUAAUUGCACUAAAAAGUGGUAGUAAUGCUGGUGAUGGUGGAGUGGUAUGGGGAUUACGUGCAAAUGAAACAAAGUUAGUAUGUGCAGUAGGCAGCCGCAGUGGCACCGAAGAAACCAAAAUAUUUGUAUUGGAUUUUGACUUUGACGCUGCUGACUAUGAGUAACAUAAAAUAACAAAUUUUGUAGUGUGCAUCACAUUUCAACUUGAUGUCUGGUUAAACAAAUUGUUGUUACUGAUAUUAGUUAACUGUCUUAAGAUUAAUGCAUUGCCAACAAAAUAGUUUUAGUUUAACUCUUUUAUUUUAAAUUUAUUAUUUUUGAAACAAUGACAAUCCACAUAAGAUUUUUUGUAAUGAAAAGUAAAUAUUUUAUGUUAUAACUUACAGCUGAUAUUUAAGAGGAUGUGACACCCAACAUAGCAAAAACUGUUUUGCACAGGACAACUUUUAUCUUUCUUUGUUUAUAGUAGUGGCUCCAAAACUUCUGAACAUAUAGGGUGGAAAAUUUUCUAUGCAACAGCGUGCCCAUAUUUUAGAUAACAUAAUACAUUAAAAAUUAUUUGCUGCU
Messenger RNA from Acyrthosiphon pisum (pea aphid), 1793 nucleotides. Its product is annotated as F-box/WD repeat-containing protein 7-like. Gene Ontology annotation, molecular function: protein binding. The transcript has 6 exons. Bases 98 to 1390 code for a protein of 430 amino acids. The record is from RefSeq and is a predicted model, not a curated record. NCBI's taxonomy places the organism in Eukaryota, Metazoa, Arthropoda, Insecta, Hemiptera, Aphididae.